AUGGCCGGCGAAGAAUACACGCGCCUCUACUCGUGGGGCAACGAUCCCAAGCGCAAGGCAAGCCAGCACGCAAGGGACAUAAUCGGCGAUGACUCGGUUGACAUUGAGAUUCUCGACGUUAGCAAGUGGUGGAUUAACAAAACGGUGGCCGAAUACUAUUCGGAUGGCAACAUUUUCUGCCUAGGCGAUAUGGUCUAUCGCCACCCUCCUUUUAACGGUCUAGGGUCUAACACGUACAUUCAGGACGCCUACAAUCUGGCGUGGAAGAUCUUGUACGUCAUGUCUAGACGCGUAGGCCGCGGCCUCCUCAAAACAUAUAGCGUUAAGCGGCAGCCGGUCGGCGUCGACAUUAUCACGCGUACAAAUCAGGGGCUCCGGGAUCAUCACCUGUGGAUGAGGGCCAUCGGCAUGACCGAGCCAGACGUGGAGAAGCGAAAAGCGGUGCUCGCCGAGUUUAAGGACAAGGGCGAGGUUAGGCGGAGGAGGCGGCAGCAAUUCCAUGAGGGCAUCGAGAAUACGGGCACCGAAUUCCACGGACUGGGGAUUGAGAUGAACUAG
This is a messenger RNA of Thermothelomyces thermophilus ATCC 42464, 558 nucleotides long. RefSeq lists its product as uncharacterized. The record is from RefSeq and is a predicted model, not a curated record. Gene Ontology annotation, molecular function: FAD binding. NCBI's taxonomy places the organism in Eukaryota, Fungi, Ascomycota, Sordariomycetes, Sordariales, Chaetomiaceae. Bases 1 to 558 code for a protein of 185 amino acids. The transcript has 3 exons.